AUGGCAAAGUUAAUAGUAUAUAUUGCUUUUAUCAUUUAUUGCCAAGCUGCCAACCAAAACCAAGCUAGAAAUGCAGCAGCACCUGCGCAAGGAGCAGAUGCAAGAGCAGCAGCUGCGAGAGUUGGAGCAGUAGCUGCGGAGAUUACCACAGAUUAUAAAGCUGAUGAGUUAUGGGAAGAUGGUCGAUUAAUAGCGACAACAAAAGUAAACAAAUCAAUAUUGAUGAAUUGUGGGACAAUGGAGGAUGGACGAUUGUUUAUUUUGGAGGAGAAACCGUUUCUAUUUGUGGGAAACUCUCUGGACUUGAUAAAGUGA
Molecule: messenger RNA, 315 nt
Organism: Loa loa (African eye worm)
Lineage: Eukaryota; Metazoa; Nematoda; Chromadorea; Rhabditida; Onchocercidae
Exons: 3
Coding region: 1-315 (104 amino acids)
Source: RefSeq, a predicted model, not a curated record